AUGGGGUCGGCGCUGGUCCAGCGCGGGGGCUGCUUUCUCCUAUGCCUGUCACUGCUGUUGCUGGGCUGCUGGGCAGAGCUGGGCAGCGGGUUGGAAUUCCCGGGUGCCGAGGGCCAGUGGACGCGCUUCCCCAAGUGGAAUGCCUGCUGUGAGAGCGAGAUGAGCUUCCAGCUGAAGACUCGCAGUGCCAGGGGCCUCGUGCUCUACUUCGACGACGAGGGUUUCUGCGACUUCCUGGAGCUCAUCCUGACCCGGGGUGGCCGCCUUCAGCUCAGCUUCUCCAUCUUCUGCGCCGAGCCCGCCACGUUGCUGGCAGACACGCCUGUCAACGAUGGCGCGUGGCACAGUGUGCGCAUCCGUCGCCAGUUCCGCAACACCACGCUCUACAUCGACCAGGCCGAGGCCAAGUGGGUGGAGGUCAAGUCCAAGCGCAGGGACAUGACGGUGUUCAGUGGACUCUUCGUGGGCGGCUUGCCCCAAGACAACAAUGUGGAAGGUCUGGCGCACCUGAUGAUGGGCGACCAAGGUAAAAGUAAAGGAAAAGAAGAGUACAUUGCCACCUUCAAGGGAUCUGAAUACUUCUGCUACGACUUGUCACAAAACCCCAUUCAAAGCAGCAGCGAUGAAAUAACCCUGUCCUUUAAAACUCUCCAGAGGAACGGACUGAUGCUUCACACAGGGAAAUCGGCUGAUUAUGUCAAUCUUGCCUUGAAAAAUGGAGCUGUCUCUCUGGUCAUUAAUUUGGGAUCAGGGGCCUUUGAAGCGCUAGUGGAGCCCGUGAAUGGAAAGUUUAAUGAUAAUGCCUGGCAUGAUGUGAAAGUCACCAGGAAUCUGCGUCAGCACUCAGGCAUUGGACACGCUAUGGUGACAAUAUCAGUGGAUGGGAUUCUUACCACAACGGGCUACACUCAAGAAGAUUACACCAUGCUGGGGUCUGAUGACUUUUUCUAUGUGGGAGGCAGUCCCAGCACAGCCGACCUUCCAGGGUCACCAGUCAGUAACAACUUUAUGGGCUGUCUCAAAGAGGUUGUAUAUAAAAAUAAUGAUGUAAGGCUGGAAUUAUCUCGACUUGCCAAGCAGGGAGAUCCUAAGAUGAAGAUCCAUGGAGUGGUGGCAUUUAAGUGUGAAAAUGUGGCGACGUUAGACCCAAUAACUUUUGAAACCCCAGAGUCUUUCAUUUCUUUGCCUAAAUGGAAUGCAAAGAAAACAGGCUCAAUAUCAUUUGAUUUCCGUACAACAGAGCCAAAUGGCCUGAUCUUGUUCAGCCAUGGCAAGCCAAGACAUCAAAAAGAUGCCAAGCACCCACAGAUGAUUAAGGUUGACUUUUUUGCUAUUGAAAUGCUGGACGGUCACCUGUACCUCCUCUUAGACAUGGGGUCAGGUACUAUAAAAAUAAAAGCGCUGCAGAAGAAAGUGAAUGACGGAGAAUGGUAUCACGUGGAUUUCCAGCGGGAUGGACGGUCAGGUACCAUUUCUGUCAACACACUGCGCACUCCUUACACAGCUCCUGGCGAGAGUGAGAUCCUGGACCUGGAUGAUGAGCUGUAUCUGGGUGGCUUGCCAGAAAAUAAGGCUGGCCUUGUCUUCCCCACCGAGGUGUGGACUGCUCUGCUCAACUAUGGCUACGUGGGCUGCAUCCGGGAUCUGUUCAUUGAUGGCCAGAGCAAAGACAUCCGGCAGAUGGCGGAAAUUCAGAGCACGGCUGGAGUGAAGCCAUCCUGCUCGAGGGAGACAGCAAAACCGUGCCUUAGCAAUCCUUGCAAAAACAACGGCAUGUGCAGGGAUGGCUGGAACAGAUACGUCUGUGAUUGCUCUGGAACAGGGUAUCUCGGCAGGUCCUGUGAGAGAGAAGCAACAGUUUUGAGCUACGAUGGGAGUAUGUUCAUGAAAAUUCAGCUCCCGGUGGUGAUGCACACUGAAGCUGAGGACGUGUCUUUACGGUUCAGAUCACAGCGUGCAUAUGGAAUUCUGAUGGCGACCACUUCUAGAGACUCUGCCGAUACCCUUCGACUGGAGCUGGAUGCGGGGCGUGUGAAACUCACGGUCAAUCUAGAUUGUAUCAGGAUUAACUGUAAUUCCAGCAAAGGUCCUGAGACCCUUUUUGCCGGCUAUAACCUCAAUGACAAUGAAUGGCACACGGUGCGUGUGGUUCGUCGAGGAAAAAGUUUAAAACUAACAGUAGACGAUCAACAAGCCAUGACAGGCCAAAUGGCAGGCGACCACACAAGGCUGGAGUUUCAUAACAUAGAGACUGGCAUCAUCACAGAAAGACGCUAUCUUUCUUCUGUCCCCUCAAACUUCAUUGGACAUCUGCAAAGCCUGACAUUUAAUGGGAUGGCAUACAUUGACUUGUGCAAAAAUGGCGAUAUAGAUUACUGUGAGCUCAAUGCCAGGUUUGGCUUCAGGAACAUCAUCGCAGAUCCUGUCACCUUCAAGACCAAAUCGAGCUAUGUUGCCUUAGCUACAUUGCAAGCCUACACUUCUAUGCAUCUCUUUUUCCAGUUCAAGACCACAUCCCUAGAUGGACUAAUUCUGUAUAACAGUGGGGAUGGAAAUGACUUUAUUGUGGUUGAAUUAGUUAAAGGGUACUUACAUUAUGUGUUUGACUUGGGAAAUGGUGCUAACCUCAUCAAAGGGAGCUCAAAUAAACCACUCAAUGACAAUCAGUGGCACAACGUGAUGAUUUCAAGGGACACCAGCAAUCUCCACACUGUAAAAAUUGACACGAAAAUCACAACGCAAAUUACCGCAGGAGCCAGAAACUUAGACCUCAAGAGUGACUUGUAUAUUGGAGGAGUGGCUAAAGAAACGUACAAAUCCUUGCCAAAACUGGUCCACGCCAAGGAAGGCUUUCAAGGCUGCCUGGCAUCUGUGGACUUAAAUGGCCGGCUUCCAGAUCUCAUCUCGGAUGCCCUUUUCUGCAAUGGGCAAAUUGAGAGAGGAUGUGAAGGUCCCAGCACAACCUGCCAAGAAGACUCAUGUUCAAAUCAAGGAGUAUGCUUGCAACAAUGGGAUGGCUUCAGCUGUGACUGUAGCAUGACUUCCUUCAGUGGGCCACUGUGCAAUGACCCUGGGACAACGUAUAUCUUUAGCAAAGGUGGUGGACAGAUCACGUAUAAGUGGCCUCCUAAUGACCGACCCAGUACACGAGCAGACAGGCUGGCCAUAGGGUUUAGCACUGUACAGAAGGAAGCAGUAUUGGUACGAGUGGACAGUUCCUCAGGCCUGGGUGACUAUCUUGAACUGCACAUA
Cricetulus griseus (Chinese hamster) is the source of this 3252-nucleotide messenger RNA. NCBI's taxonomy places the organism in Eukaryota, Metazoa, Chordata, Mammalia, Rodentia, Cricetidae. The record is from RefSeq and is a predicted model, not a curated record.